GUCAGUGGUGAAGGUGAGACAGGCUAAGUGAAGGUGAGGUUAUUUAAUAGUCAAGAGUACGUCAGCAUUGUCAUGUCCAUCGGCGAGUAUCGGCUCGAAGUGUGUUAAGAACCGGUUGAAGCUAAAGGAUAGUGAUUAGUGGAAACCCCUCAAGGAUUUCUCCAAGAUACAACUCUUUGUUUACAAAUUUAGAUCCAGGGUGAGCAACCAUGGCAGUGGAUGAUGAUGUGGAUGUGCUGCCUGACCGCGAUGCAGCAAAGGGUUUCUAUGCCAAGUAUGAGCCCAAGGAGGUCCUGGGCCGUGGUGGUUGCUCUGUAGUGCGCCGAUGUAUUGAAAAGGAGACCGGCCAGCAGUUUGCCGCUAAGAUCAUCGACCUGAGUGAUUCCUCGGAUGAAGGCGUGUACGAAGCCACCAAGAGGGAGAUUGAGGUGCUGCGCAUGGUGGCUGGUCACUCAUUUAUCAUUGAAUUGCAUGAUGUAUUUGAGUCAUCAACAUUCAUCUUCUUGGUGUUUGAAUUAUGUGAGCAUGGUGAGUUGUUUGAUCAUCUCACUACUGUUGUGACGCUAUCAGAGAAGAAGACAAAGGUCAUUAUGCGGCAGCUGUUUGAGGCACUGGCUCAUGUUCAUGGCAAGGGCAUCGUCCAUCGUGAUCUCAAGCCUGAGAACAUCCUCCUUGAUGACAACUACAACAUUAAACUGACAGACUUUGGAUUUGCUAAAGUGCUGCCUCCCGGCGAGACCUUAACAGAUGUGUGCGGUACCCCGGGCUACCUGGCACCUGAGGUUCUCCAACGUGCCAUGUACGAGGGCCACCAGGGUUACACACAUGCUGUUGACCUAUGGGCGUGUGGCGUCAUCAUGUACACCCUGCUUGUGGGUUGUCCACCUUUUUGGCAUCGCAAGCAGAUGGUGAUGAUUCGCAACAUCAUGGAGGGAAAGUACUCUUUCAACACUCCAGAAUGGGAGGAUAUAACAGAUUCCCCAAAGGAUCUUAUCUCCAAGUUGCUCGUGGUAGAGCCAGCACAGCGCAUUUCUGUCCAGGAAGCUCUCACCCAUGACUUCUUCCAGAUCCUGCCUUCCCGGAGUCGCAUCCUUGUCGCCACCAUCGAUAAGAAGCAAUACAAGGGACGUCCUUUCAAUGCAAGGAAGAUGUUCCAGUUUGGUGCCCUGUGUGUGCGGUCCGUUAUCAGGAUCCAGCGGCUGCGCUACACUCCUGAACCAGUGUCCCUGGCAGUGACCCGGGUAGAUCCAUACAGGGUCAAGGCAUUGCGCAAGGUCAUAGACAACUGUGCCUUCCGGGUGUAUGGCCAUUGGGUGAAGAAGGGUGAAGGUCAGGACCGUGCAGCUCUUUUCCAGAAUUCACCAAAGAUUGACUUCUCACCACGCACCCCUAUCAGCACUCCUCUCAUACUGAGCAGGGCAUAACAAUGCUCUUUCCAUACAAAAUAGUUCCAUAUUGUGUUGGAAAUUUUAUCAAAAUGAUCUCUCCUCAUUACCAAACAAGACAAGAUUUCUUUCAUAUGAUACAGAGCAUCCCUUUCCCUUUACCAAACAUCACAUGACUUUCUCCUGCCUUGUGCAAAACAAAAUCCAAGCUUUCUUCCUCUACCAGACAAAACAAACCACCUUGACAAGAUAGGACAUGCCUUCUCUUAAAACAGUUAAAAAAGAUAUUCCCUUGUGGGAAACAAGAUUAGCUGACUUUUGCACAAUAUCCCCAUACCAUUCAAAGUAAGUUGUAUAAUGAAUAACUAUGCUACUACACAGAACAUAGAACAUUUUAUUUUCUUAUUAUACAAAAUGGGCAAAUUCUUAUUGACACACUAGACAAGAAGACAAAUUUUCACACAGACAGUAUGAGCCAACAAAUCUCCAAAACCAAACAACUCAAGAUAAUUAGCUCUCCUUCACACAGACACUAUGAGACAGUAACUCUGUCUCACACAGACAGGAUAUGACAAUAACUUUAACUUUGCCUCAUACAAACAAAAUAAGGUAGUAUUAACUCCCCUUCCUUCAUCCAAGGUAGAAUAACUUAAUAUAACAGACAAGACAAGGUAUGUACUAAUUCUACUUUCUUUCACACAAACAACAGUGACUCUUCUCUCAAACAGACAACAAAACUAACCUCUAACACAGGCAAGACGUUACAGUAAUUCUCCCUCGUAUGUACAAGACAUGUGUUUCCUCAUCAUUGACAGGUGAUCACAGUCAUGUUUGGUGAGUGAGUGAGUAGCAUUACCAUGAGUACAGAUGAAUGAGUGACAACUAUCAAGGUAUUUGCACAAGUUUUUAUGAUUGAAAAUAUUAAGCUAUUACACAAAAGAUUUUUGCUCUGUGUUUUCUUUUAUAUAUAUAUAUAUAUAUAUAUAUAUAUAUAUAUAUAUAUAUAUAUAUAUAUAUAUAUAUAUAUAUAUAUAUAUAUAUAUAUAUAUAUAUAUAUAUAUAUAUAUAUAUGGUUGGACAAUUGAACCAAUAGAUGUAUUAAACCAGUAAACAAGUGAUUUCAACUAAUGAACCAGGGACAUUUCAACCAAUGGGAAACAACAAGUGAAUGUUGAACCAGUUUAUUGGGAAACACAAUUUUUUAGUAAAAUAAUUUGUGUCAGUAGGCAUAAAAAGUACUCUGCUUCAUCAGUUAUCAUAAUUUUGUAUAAUUGCUGUAAAGGCUACUGGUUGAAUUCUUACUAGUUCAGUUGUGCUUGAACCAUCUUUCACUAUCCUAGAAGUGAUUAAUAUUUAAUGUGCUGACAAGUUAUGUUUGAGAGUUGUGAUUUGCCGGUUUGAAGUCUUGUAAAUUAUUGUACCUAGAUCAUCUUCUGUAUAUAAUUAAUUUUUCUUUCACUUUAUUUGUCAUUUUAAAUUCUUGAAAAUAUUUAUUUUAGGGAAUACAGUAUUAUUAUUAAGUGAAGACUGUUUAUUUUGUUUGAUUUUUUUUUUCCAUUACUUUACACUAUGUAUUGUUACUUCUUUCAGUUGAAUCCAGUAUUUUUUGAGCAACUAAUUGUUAUGGACACUCUUUUGACAUAUGGAUGCAUUCUUUGAGAAGAAACACUAUCGUUCCUGACACCGAAAAGAUAGUUCAGUAACUGUUAGCUUAGUAGGGUUGAGAAGUCAGGUGUCCAGGAUAUUGUAGGCUGUUCUGGAACAAGUGCAGCAAAAAAACAUACUCAUGCAGCAAAGUCAAGGAGCCAAUGUGUGCCGUUUUUCCACGAAACCUUCCACUUCUGUUAUUGUAUUGUCAGUGUUAUUGGUGUUAUCAACAUGUAUAUAUAUAUUUCCAUAUAUAUAUAUAUAUAUAUAUAAUAUAUAUAUAUAUAUUAUAUUUGUUAUUGUAUUUUAUAUAUUAUAUGAAAUAUGACAGGCUACAUGAUUGUUAUAUCCAAUCCAUUAUUCCGGGGAAAGGAAAGCUCACAGAAUCAUUCAAAUUGAUCACAUUCAUUUAAUCAAAUUAACUGCCGCCUUUUGUAUAGAAAUACUUUAUACCAAUAAGUUAAUCCCCAAAGGAACAGAAGAGGUGGAAGGUUGAAUAAAAAAAAAAAAAGUGCAUACUGGUUCCAUAAAUUUGAUGCUCGAAUUUAUCAUGACAAACGUCAUAGAAUACCAAAGAUCCUUUUGACUGCUAAAACAAACUAAUUUCUUUCCUAACCUGCUAUUUCCCAAAAAUAUGAAAGAUGAACAGGAGGCAGAUGUAAGGUCUUGGUUUGAACCAAAUUAGAUGGUCAAAGACGAGUGAUAUUCUGUUUCGAAAAAAAAAAAAAAAAGCUCCAUGUGAUGUAUACCAAAUUUAAUUGUGUUGUCGGUAUUUUUUUUUUUUUUAUAUUAUUAUAAAUUGAUCAUUAAUUAUCAUUAUUGUUUGCAGUGGUUAGCAACUUUGGUUUGCAUCAGUAAUGAAGUUAGAAAAGGCAGAUACGUUUGAGGUUAUCUUUCACACCGAAAUCUACGUUCACAGGCAUGAAAUAUCAAAUAUGGAUAUUUGUUAUUGUUAUUACUUCAUGAAAAUAAAUGGUAUAUCUAUG
Portunus trituberculatus (swimming crab) is the source of this 4018-nucleotide messenger RNA. RefSeq names its product phosphorylase b kinase gamma catalytic chain, skeletal muscle/heart isoform-like (gene PhKgamma). Gene Ontology annotation, biological process: protein phosphorylation; glycogen biosynthetic process. The transcript has 12 exons. The coding region runs from base 210 to 1424 and encodes 404 amino acids. Gene Ontology annotation, molecular function: phosphorylase kinase activity; ATP binding; calmodulin binding. Lineage: Eukaryota; Metazoa; Arthropoda; Malacostraca; Decapoda; Portunidae. The record is from RefSeq and is a predicted model, not a curated record. Gene Ontology annotation, cellular component: phosphorylase kinase complex.